Molecule: messenger RNA, 696 nt
Organism: Closterium sp. NIES-65
Lineage: Eukaryota; Viridiplantae; Streptophyta; Zygnematophyceae; Desmidiales; Closteriaceae
Source: the annotation of a GenBank genome assembly
AUGCCUCGCUGGUCCCUUCCUACCGCCUCCUCUCUGUUCCCCUCGCCCGUGCCCUCUGCAUGCCCUCUCCGGCUUCCCGCGCCCGCUCCGUCCCUUGCGCCAGAGUUCCGCCUUCCGUUCUGCUCUCUUGGCGACUUCCGCCUGCCUCGUACCGCCUCUCCCUCGAUCCUCCUCGCCCCUCUGUCCAUCCCCACUGCACCAACGGCGGUCCGUGCACCUCCCGCUCCUCUCAUCUGCUCAUCUCGCGUCACGGCCGCCUCUCUGGCGAUGGUGAACAGGCGUCCAACUGCUGUCUCUCCGCUCCCUCUGCCUAGUCCGGCCUGGCGAGCGCAUGGUGCUGCUGCGUCUCCCUUGCUGCUGACCGUGCCGCUUCGGCGACGCUGUUUCCGCCUCUCGCCCCCUCUCACCGUGCGGCUGCUACCGUCCUGCCGAAUGCGCAUCGACGCCGCUCCACUCUCCUUGCUCCUGGCGCUCGCCGCGCGGGCGGAACUCGCCCACACGCCCUCCCCCGAGGCGCCGCUCCCUCUCCGCCGAGCGGGACCGCUCCUUCUUCCCCUUGCCGCGCGGAUUCGGCGCCUGCCAUGCUCGAUGGCUCAUCUCUGGCCCGCCCAGCUCCUGCCGUCAGGAGCUCUCCGUGCGCCGCCCUUCCUCGUGGGGAUCGUCUCGACCACGCGAUCCCGGCGGCGGGGCCUCUAA